This is a messenger RNA of Solea solea (common sole), 2323 nucleotides long. Its product is annotated as protein delta homolog 1. Gene Ontology annotation, biological process: heterophilic cell-cell adhesion; establishment or maintenance of epithelial cell apical/basal polarity. The transcript is spliced from 6 exons. Bases 477 to 1655 code for a protein of 392 amino acids. Gene Ontology annotation, molecular function: calcium ion binding. The record is from RefSeq and is a predicted model, not a curated record. Gene Ontology annotation, cellular component: plasma membrane; protein-containing complex. Lineage: Eukaryota; Metazoa; Chordata; Actinopteri; Pleuronectiformes; Soleidae.
UUUUCUGAUAUUUAUAUCAUUUCUGAUUCUCAUCGUGUGUACAUUCAACAUGUAGUUAUGCAAUGUUGUUAAUGCAGAGUCUGUCCCCGCACUGACUCACGCGCUGGGACAUCGCAGGCUCACGGUGCAACAUUACUGUACAAGUCCAGCACUCAGUGGGAGGAGCGUGUUCAGUGGGACGCGCGUGUCGAUGCAGCAGGACCGUCCAAACCUCCGGGUCCACCUCGAGCAGCAGCAGCAGCAGUCCCGUCCAAACCUCCGGAUCCAGCUCCAGCAGGAGGACGGUCCAAAAUCUCCGUCCAAACCUCCUGCAGCAGUCCCGUGAUCUUACCUGCGCUCUCACUUCUAACAGAACCACGCUUGGAUUUAAUUUGAUGUAAAAAAAAAAGAGUCCAAUUUCAUGUAAUAUGACCAAAGCCACUUGGGAACCGAGCGCCGGUGCGGCAUAGGACAAAAGAGGAUCUGACUGGAACACAAUGCAUCUCACAGCGCUGGCCUUAAUUCUGCUCGUGACAGGCAUCGCCAAAGGUUGGGAAUGCAGUUCACGCUGCAGCACAGAAAAUGGAUUUUGUGAGAAGCCGGGGAAGUGCAGGUGCAAACCAGGAUGGCAAGGAGAUAACUGUGACCAGUGUCUACCCUUCCCUGGCUGUCUGCACGGCACAUGUGAGAAGGCAUGGCAGUGUGUCUGCGAGGAGGGCUGGGUGGGAAGCCUGUGUGACCAAGAAAUCCGCCAGUGCUCUUCCAGGCCUUGUGCUGUUAAUGCCACCUGCAUAGAGACAGGAGAGGGGGGAUACCUGUGCAUCUGUCCCCAUGGCUACGCUGGAGAAAACUGCCACCUGAAGAAAGGAGCCUGCCACACAAACGGCUCUCAUUGUCAGAAUGGCGGAACGUGUACAGAUGCCAGCGGAUCAGCAGCUUACGCGUCCUGUUUGUGUCCCCCCGGCUUUUCUGGAGACUUUUGUGAGCUCAGCGUCGACAGCUGCCAGCCGAACCCAUGCCUCAACGGUGGCAACUGUACAAACCACGGUCUGGCCUUUGCGUGCGCGUGUGCGCGCGGCUUCACCGGAUUCACUUGUAACAACACCACCAGCUUCUCGCCCUGUGCCGGCCAGCCCUGUGCCAACGGCAGCACGUGCGUCGGUCAGCCCGACGGAGCGUUCCGGUGUGUUUGCCAGAAGUGGUUUACAGGCCCCACGUGUUCCCUGCACCACAGGCCGAGGAGCAGGCCAAAGCCGGGCGGCGCCAGGCCCGCGGACCACCGCGUGUUUGCGCUGACGCCGCAGCAUUACUCGCUGCCGGCUCACGCCUUCCACAGGCUGCUCCGACCGCCCGACAGAGACCUGCUGAAGAUCACGCUCAAGGAGACCGUCCACUCCUCCGGAGUCCUCGUCACUCAGGGUCAGCUCGUCUGCUUUGGCAUACUGGCCCUGCUCACCUGCAUGGUCAUCCUGGGCACCACAGGCAUUGUGUUUUUUGGCCGCUGUGAGACGUGGCUGGCUAAUGCCAAGUACAGCCAGCUGGUCAGGCAGCAAAGGGAGCACCUGCUGAGAGAAGCUGGAGGCGCUCACCAGGAAGAGCCGGAACACUCUGUAAACAUCAUUCUGCCAGAGAAGAUUAGACUCACCAGCUUUGGGAGGCACUACACCUCCAUUUGAUUAGAUCGCAUCUUCCUCUUCCCUCGUCUCCCUCUGGAGAAGUCCAAUAUGAAUGUCUAAUAAUAGCAACAAAGAAACCACUGCCGCCUGACUGCAGCCGUACCGUCGUGUUUAUAACGUGAGAGACUGUGGACCUUGGAAUGAUUGGAAUCACUGAAUGUAAAGUCAAAGACGACACUGGAUUGUAAAUGUAUUUCUAAAUCAAAAAUCCAAAAUGUCAACCGCUCUUAAUUUGGCAACAACAAUGAUGUAAAUAUUAUAAAAAAAGAUAAUAGUUUGAAGCACUUUUGAACGGGGUCAAUGCUACAUUUACAUUUUGUAAUUAUUAUAAGUGUUAUGAUUUCGUAUUUGUUAAUAUUAUUUGGGCUGUGAUUUUUGAGCCAGAAUAUCAAACACAAUCUUUUGGAUCAUCUAAGAAUAUAUACAGUAUAUAUAUAUUAUCCCAUCAUAGGCUGUGGAUGUCAUUUUAACCUUUUGUUACACUUUUGUGAUAUUUCAUAUAGAAAGUGAUCACUUUUUUAAAAUCAAAGUGAACUGAAGGCGCAGACGUCCACACGCAACAUACUGUGAACUGUUCAUUUCAUAACUAGUAACAGAAAUGUGUGAAGUGAGCCUGUGAAGUCACCAUAGAGUGUUACGUAAUAAAAUUGGACCGUGUUUUACCUAAA